CACGUGUGAAUUUUGAAUUUUCUAAUUCAAUUCAGUUCGUACAAGUUCAAAUAUUUACACUUUACUGAUUGAAUUAAAUUGAAUCAUACUGAUUAAAUUGAAUCGACUAUUUCAUAUGAACACCCCAAUUUUAUUGUGUCCUAUUCAAGCCAAUAUUUCUUGGUGUGGGGUGGGCCAACCUAGUUUCGUGCUCGUGCCACCAGUACUGGUGCUAUGGUGUGUCUAAGAACGUACAGUUCUAACUAACCACCACCCUCACAGUCACAACCCACAAUGGCGCAACAAUCAAUACUGGCACUGUUUACAGAAUCGUCACAGUCUUCCCUGGACUCGCCAUGUAUUCAAUCCUAAACCCUUUAUUUUCUCACGCGCCCUCAUUCAUAAAAACAACGCGCCGUCCUAAACCACCAUUACUCAGCUCCAUCAGUCUCCAUUCUCGUUCCUCGGGUGAAGAAGCAAAACCCAUUCUUCUUCUUCUUCCUCCUAUAUGGACUGCCACGGAGAUAGCCCAAGCCGUCAAUGGCAGAAUUGUGCAAUGUGGUCCUCCCGGAACCAUUUCCACGGACACAAGAACUCUCGUGCCCAACCAGUGGUUCUUCGCCAUUUCCGGCGAAACGUUCGACGCCCACGAUUUCAUUACCCCGAAACUGUCUGAAAAAGGCUGUAUUGGGGUAAUCGGGAAUCGGGUUUCUGAGAAUUGGAACAAAGGCUUUGUGAGUACAGAUGGCGAUUCCUUAGUUUCGUUGAUGAGGAUGGGAAGUUAUGCGAGGAGUAGGUUCAGUGGUGAAGUGGUAGGAGUGACUGGGAGUACGGGAAAGACUACUACAAAGUCUAUGAUAGCUUUGGCUCUUGGAGGUUGUGAGAAGAAGGUUUAUGAGAACUUUGGGAAUUGGAAUAAUGAGAUUGGAGUUGCCCUGUCACUGAUUGGGAUUCCGGGGAAUGCUGGGCUCGUGGUUUUGGAAAUGGGAAUGGAUUCAAAGGGAGAGAUAUUGGAGUUGGCAAGGAUGGCCAGGCCAAGUGUAAGGGUCAUUCUGAAUGUUGGAAAUUCGCAUUUGGUGAACUUUGGGAGCUUGGAGGAGAUAGCAAUGGCCAAAGGAGAGAUUUUGGUGGAGGCUAAGCCAGGAGAUGUGUGUGUUCUUAAUGCUGAUGAUCCCUUAGUUAUGAGCCUCCCACUACCAUGUGGGGUUAAAAAGGUGCUCUUUGGGCGGAAUACUGGAUGUGAUGUCCGGUUGGUGGUGGCAGAAAGUACGGAUGGAGGCCGUGCUGUUCAAGUUGUGCUAGAGAAAAAUGGAAAGAGGGUCAAAUUUCGGAUUCCUAGUCCAGGUCUGCAUCUGGCUCUCAAUGCAUGUGCAGCAGCUGCAGUGGCAACUCAUUUAGGGGUUCCUCUGACACAAGUCGGGCAUUCCUUGUCCACGUUUUGCCCAGUUCACAUGAGAUCAGAGCUUCAAGUUGCUAAAAAUGGCAUCACAAUAGUGAAUGAUGCAUACAAUGCCAAUCCUACUAGCACCAAAGCUGCCAUUAACUUACUAAAUGACAUUGAAUGCAGGGGCAAAAGAGUUGCCAUACUUGGAGACAUGUUAGAACUCGGCUCAAAUGAGAUAAAGUUUCACGAGAUGAUUCUCGAACAUUGUUGCAAUGCCCAUAUCGAUUUAAUUGGCCUUGUUGGGACGAGACUCUUAACUGCGGCCAAGAAUCUGAACUUGGUUGAGCAUAAAAAUGUUGUAGUUGCCCAUGAUGCAAAAACUCUUGCACUAGAAAUUCUUAAGUGGAUUGAUCCUGAUGAUGUUGUUUUGGUGAAAGGUAGUCGCGGUAUGGAAAUGGAGACAGUUGUGAAUGCAUUGAAGGAGACGGAAAUACAAAGUGGAAAUUAGAGUUCUACAACAUUGAUGAAUUAUCCAACUAACAGAAGCUACAAGCACUGAUAGCAUGUGCACUUGCUUGGAAAGGAAUCAAAGUUUGUUCAUGGAGUCCUAAUCCAAGUCUGAGGCUACACAAAAUGAGCUGCUAGCUGAAAGAAAAGGGAUCCAGAUUCCAGAUGACCUACAGAAUGACAUUAGCCAUACAUCAUGGGAAUUUACAAUCCAGCUAAUGUUAGGCACGUUCCUUUCUGGGGUCGGGUCAGGUCCAUCAAUUACCAAUCAGUAGGAAUUCUGAAGUUAUGGGCGUCAUGCUCGAAAACUAUAUGGCAACUUUUUUGAAAGAUCAUGAUUCCACUUGCUUUCGCUUUUUGCGCAUUUGCGUUCUUCUGGAUGCAUACAAACCGCUUCUUUGGGGUAAGAGGCUUUAGUUUGAGGAUUUCCAAACCAGUUUAUGGGUGGAGUUUAAAUAUGAAAGACUUGCUGAAUUCUGUGAAUUUUGUGGACGAAUUACUCAUAAGACAGAUGAAUGUCCGCUGUCUUAAAUCUUCAAGAACAAGGACUUCCUUCUGAACGUACCUAUCCUCCAAUUCGCACUGCUGGUCUUCCCAUACUCGCUUUACUCGAGCCUCCAGUAGUUCCUCCUUUUCAACAAAUUCCUGUGAUAAUUCCUCCUAUUCCUGUGGUGCAUUCAGGAAAUUAUGGUUUUAAUAUACUCUAUAUAUUACCUAUAUGUUCAGUUGUUAGCAACCUUUUGUGUGUUGUAGUACAUUUACCCUUUAUUCAACCUUAGUGGCUUCCUAUGGAUGGGUGCAAAUUAUUAUUUUACCCCUUAUUGAUAUUUGUUAUAACUAUUAAUGUAACCCAACCUCUAUAAAUGAUCUAUUGGGUACAAAUUAUUAUUGUACCCUUUAUUGAUA
This is a messenger RNA of Cannabis sativa, 2776 nucleotides long. RefSeq lists its product as uncharacterized. The record is from RefSeq and is a predicted model, not a curated record. Lineage: Eukaryota; Viridiplantae; Streptophyta; Magnoliopsida; Rosales; Cannabaceae. The transcript has 5 exons. Gene Ontology annotation, biological process: cell wall organization; biosynthetic process. Bases 336 to 1871 code for a protein of 511 amino acids. Gene Ontology annotation, molecular function: ATP binding; UDP-N-acetylmuramoyl-tripeptide-D-alanyl-D-alanine ligase activity.